Molecule: messenger RNA, 1194 nt
Organism: Lodderomyces oxycetoniae
Lineage: Eukaryota; Fungi; Ascomycota; Pichiomycetes; Serinales; Debaryomycetaceae
Gene: EBP7
Product: Ebp7p
Exons: 1
Coding region: 1-1194 (397 amino acids)
Molecular function (GO): NADPH dehydrogenase activity; FMN binding
Source: RefSeq, a predicted model, not a curated record
AUGACGAAUCCUACGAUUCAAGCAUCUAAUCUAUUCAAACCAAUCAAAGUGGGCAAUGUCAUCUUGAAACACAGAAUUGCACACUUACCAACAACUAGAAACCGUGCUGAUCCAAUUAACCAUAUUCCUACAAAUUUGCAGAAACAGUAUUAUUCAGAUCGAGCAAAAUCUGGAGGUUUAUUAGUGACAGAAGCCACAAUUGCUACUUUGAAAUUGGGUUUUUAUCCAAACGUGCCUGGAAUUUAUACAGAAAAGCAGGCAAUAGGAUGGAAAGAAAUAGUUGAUGAGGUCCACAAACAAGGCGCCAAAAUUGCUAUACAACUAUGGGGUCUUGGUAGAGUUGCUAGUCCCGCUUUGUUGAAAAAACACAAUCUUGCGUUUGUAGCGCCAAGUGUCGUUUACGAACAUGAAAAGUCGGAAAAGGAAGCAAAAGAAUCGGGCAAUUUGCUUCAAGCUUUGACGUUGGAAGAAAUCAAAGACUUAGUGGAAAACGAAUAUCCCAAUGCUGUUAAAUUGGCACUUGAUGUUGCCGGCUUUGACUUUGUUGAGUUCCAUUUUGCUAAUGGGUACAUUGCAAGCCAAUUCCUUAAUCCAAGUAUAAACAAGAGAACCGACAAGUAUGGAGGUCCAAUUGAAAAUAGAGCAAGAUUCUUAUUUGAUGUGCUUGAUAAUUGUUUCAAGAUUGCCGACCCAAAACAACUUGCAAUUAGAAUAUCACCUGGAAAUGUGUUUCAAGAACCAAUUGUUAGCCCAAAUUAUAAGGAAGAUUAUGAAUAUAUUGCAAAAAAAUUGCAAGAGAGGGCUGAUGCCGGCAAGGAAUUGGCCUUCGUUGAUGUUACAGAUGGCGCUGUAGAUACCGAAACUGUUUCUGAUCGUGCAAAUAUCUCAUACAUUUUAAACAACUGGAAAGGUAUUGUGUUAUUAGGUGGUUCUUACACAUAUGACAAGGAUGACAAUUGGAAACACAUUGUGCAUGAUACAAAUGCUGAUGAAAGAACAUUAGUUGGUUUUGGUAGGUAUUUUAUUGCUAAUCCUGAUUUGCCAGAGAGAAUUAAACAGAAUCAAGAAUUGAAUGAUUACGCUAGAAAUACAUUUUACACUCCUUAUAACUACGGUUAUAACACCUAUCCCUUUUAUGGUGAAAAGGUAGACGCAGAUCCUAAUGCCAAAGUUCUUGGUACCCCUUUGGUCUAA